Phalaenopsis equestris is the source of this 1857-nucleotide messenger RNA. RefSeq lists its product as uncharacterized. The transcript has 6 exons. The record is from RefSeq and is a predicted model, not a curated record. The coding region runs from base 327 to 1343 and encodes 338 amino acids. Lineage: Eukaryota; Viridiplantae; Streptophyta; Magnoliopsida; Asparagales; Orchidaceae.
AAGCCAUAGCUUUAUCCUCUCCGGACGAGCUCGCUCCUUUGCUUCCCACUUCUUCCUCCGGUGAAAGCUUUGGCCGCCUAUCUCUCUCUUGGUUCAGGGAAACCUAACCAUAUCUUCAUCUCGCUUUCUCGCUCAUCUCCAAAGUUCAAUCAGGCCUCUUCUGUUACGAGAUUGGUAAGGAACUAUGAUUCUCGAAGAGGAACAGGGGGUAUAAUGUUUCACUUGCCUCUAUCCUGAAAUAGUUAAGGACUUAAAUAAUAUAUUUCAUAUUCUGAAAUCAAUGCCCGAAAGCUUGCGCUCUGAACAAUGAUUUAAGACAUUGGAAAAUGGUAUCAAUGGACCUCCAAAUACAGGGUCCUCGCCCAUUACUGUUUCUGAGGCCUAAAUCAUGUAAUGGAGCGAUCAAUUUGGCUUCUUUUGCUCCUUAUCGUGUUAUCGGCAGAAGGGAUGAUUUGGUUUCAUUGAAGCACCGGCUAUGCCUGAGUGCUCACCCUGUUCUGGCUAAGCGAAGAACUUUCGUGGUAUUGUCUUUUAAAGGCAAUUCACAAAAUGAGAGAUUUGACGACCGACAGAGAAGUUCGAGGGUUUCUAAGGCCCCUUUACAAUUAUCUCACACUCGAAAUGAGAGAGAAGAGACCACCACAUCUUUUGAUACACAGAAUCAUCUCUCCUUAGAGUCCCGGGAAAGAGAAGAUUCCAAUGGAGGAUCUCUUGCAAUAAAAAAAUUGUUCCAAAAGUGGCUGAUCAUGAUAACAACACAAACAUCUCGACCAAAUAUACGCGAGGCUUUUGAGGAAAAAUCAAUCAAGAUGGAAGUUCCCGAAUUUAAUGAAGUAAAAGCGAGUUUGAAGGCCGCGAAAUUGCUGCGGGCUUCGUUCAUGUAUUUUCUCCGGCUGGAUGCAUCAAUUAGCCUACCUCUGGUGAUAUUCAUCCCCUGGUUUCUGACAAUCAGAAUUGUUCAUGGAGCUGAAGUAACUAAAGAACUAACUCCUCUUUGGAUCAUUGGACCGUUAGUCAUCUCCCUCUACAUAAACAUCAUAAAGGGUCUCUGCUCUCUCUAUGCUUUCUGCUUCAUCCAAACUCUGACAAUUGCGAGAAAUCUUCCGUCCUACUGCCGGCUACUUCGCGGCUACAUAAUUGACGGAAAGCUCCAAUCCAUUCUCUAUAAUUACUCAAUCAAGCCAUUUGCUGACAUAAAAAACAUGAAUUACAAGGAGUUCUUCAGGAGCAAACUCAAGCUGUUGGAGGGAUGGGCUGUGGAGAAAUACUUGGAUUUUAUUGAAUCCAUAUGGCCUUAUUACUGCAGAACCAUCAGAUUCCUGAAGAAGGCAAAUCUCAUUUAAAAGUAUGGAUGAUUUACAUAUAUACCGCGUAAUUUCAAUGUAUUUACAUAUCUAGCAGCUGCACUUCAAAUUUUUUUUAUAUAUGCCACCUUAUUUAGCAUGAAAAGCUGUAUUUUACUUAACAAAUUUUUGGGGGGUGAUGUGUAAGAUUAAGGUGGAACAAAAGUAAAAAAAGUUGAGUUUAGAUGUUAGAUAUGUAAAUACAUAGAAAUUGGUUGGUAUAUAUGCAAAUGCUCUUGAUUCGUCGGAUUUUUAUCGUCGGAGCGGAUUACUUAAUUUCUCGAAGGAAAUUAGAUUUUGCGGGAUUGGAACAAUAAAAUCAAAUGAAGCCAUGAGAGGUUAGGAAUAUGGAUUCAAUGAUCUGCAGAUUGCUCCUUAUCUACUGGACUUGAUUCUGCAGUUUUUUUUCUUUUUUUUUUAAUUUUUUGUUGUUGUAAAAUUUGAUAUUUUAUAUAUGUUAAGAAAAAUGUAUGAUAAAAUUGAGAUUAUGUUUGAGGUUAUUUGAACUGGUGUA